AUGAUAAUUUAUAAGUGUGCUUUUUUCAUAAUUAUCUUUCCAAUUACAAUAUCGGUUGCGUUUGCGACUGAAACAACACCUUCAACGUACAACAUUGAAGGGCAAAUUGUUCUGGCAGAUUCGAUCAAUGCAAAAAGUAACUGGCACAUCAAUUGUCGUGUAUUGGCCAAUUAUGGAGAAUAUGUCGGUUUCGUCAGAAAAGACGGCUCAUUUUUAUUAACGGGUGUACUACCCGGUUCUUAUAUUGUUGAGAUUUCGCACAUUAAUUACGUUUUUGAACCGGUGAGAGUGGAUAUAACUUCAAAAGGGAAAUUUCGUGCGCGUCGUUUAAAUCUUCUUCAGCCAUCUGUAGUAUCUGCAUUACCAUAUCCGCUAAAAUUAGUUGCUUCACAUCAGAUUACCUAUUUUCGUCCGCGAGAGGAAUGGCAUUUAAUGGAUAUGCUAUCCAGUCCAAUGGUCUUAAUGAUGGUGAUACCUCUUUUGUUACUUGUCAUUUUCCCGAAACUUAUCAAUACGAAUGAUCCUGAAGUUAAAAAGGAAAUGGCGAAGAGCAUGCCUCAAAUGGAUGUUCCAGAUGUUUCUGAUAUGUUGGCUUCAUGGCUCGGUGGAAAUCCGAAAAAAACUUCAAAAAAAAUUUUAUCUAAUAAAAAGAGGAUAAUAGAGGACUUUUGA
Molecule: messenger RNA, 672 nt
Organism: Dracunculus medinensis (Guinea worm)
Lineage: Eukaryota; Metazoa; Nematoda; Chromadorea; Rhabditida; Dracunculidae
Source: the annotation of a GenBank genome assembly